CACAUGCGAACACUUGGCUCUUUGUGUGUUUCAAUCGCCUGCAGUGGUUCCUUGUAGUCGCACGCUGACGACGCUCGCCUUUCGUCAGAUUCUUUCGGGAAAAAAGGCGACGGCCAGCGAACUGACACAAUCUCCACGUAAAACUGAAGUUAAACACUUAGGGUUGCCGACAGUCGAAAGAUGAUCACAAGGUUCUCAAUGUUACUGUGGCUCUGCUGUUCUGCUUCUUGGGUAAUUGGAACGUUCAGUGAAAGAAACAUCAAGAAAAACUCGCACAGGAUAAGGCGGCAAACAGACGUCACUGAUGGAGAUGGGGACCAACAGAUUAUCAAUGUCAUUGGGGAACCAGGAGAUGCUGGAGCCGGAGGAGAACGGGGCCCACCUGGAUUCAUUGGACCUCAAGGGACACGUGGACCGAGAGGAUCACGGGGUCCCCAAGGGAACAAGGGUCAGCAGGGUAUCACAGGACCUCCCGGUCUUCCGGGUCCACCUGGACCCCCGGCAAACACGCUGUACGAGUCAAUACCAGGUGAAAAGGGACCUGCCAUUCGACCAAUCCUUGUAACAACAGCUGCCAUAAAAAUGAAGGAAAUUAGAGGGGAUCCUGGACCCAAAGGUCUUCCAGGCUCAAGGGGCAUGAUGGGUAUUACAGGCGAGCCGGGGAGAACUGGUGAAAUGGGCGUCAAUGGAGAACGAGGAGAUCCUGGUGGACCCGGUCUGCCCGGAUUGGAUGGCACUCCAGGCUUGAGAGGAAAACCUGGCAAGCGAGGCUUUCGUGGAAUGAAAGGAUAUCAGGGUGCUAUUGGCGACUCCGGACAUGAUGGAGUCCAGGGUCGAGAUGGUCACCGAGGAAGGCGCGGUACACCAGGUCCUAAGGGUUUCCGUGGUGGCGACGGAGACGAGGGAUCCGUUGGACCAGACGGGAAUCAAGGAGUGGACGGUGAACAGGGAGAUCCUGGACCCCAUGGAAAACAAGGAACUGUGGGAUUCCCUGGUGACCUUGGAAGUCAAGGUAACCCGGGAGCUGAAGGAGACAUAGGGCUUGAAGGAUCUAAAGGAGUAGCAGGGCCUCCUGGUCUCCCAGGCCCCACAGGAGAAGUAGGGUCUACGGGACAAGUGGGUGAAAAGGGACCCCUUGGAUAUCAGGGGGAAAGAGGCUCUAGGGGCUCCCCUGGAGUUCAGGGGCCCCCAGGGAACAGUGGAGAUGAUGGCAUCCAGGGUGGUCCAGGCUUCAAAGGAAGACAGGGUGAAGUUGGUAUCACUGGACUUGAAGGCAAUCAAGGUCUUUCCGGAGAAAGGGGAAUCCCUGGAGAGGCAGGGCCAACUGGAGGGGAUGGUCCACCGGGUAACUACGGAGAACCUGGAGCGCGCGGAGGACCUGGGGAUAAAGGAACAACAGGUCGGCACGGAGCUCCUGGGAGUCUUGGUUUGCCAGGAGUACGUGGACUAAAGGGAAAACAAGGCCAUCCUGGAGCACAGGGCCAGUCUGGUCGUGAAGGAGAUCAAGGAAUACCUGGUGGGCGUGGCAUGACUGGAAAAGAUGGAUCCCCUGGUGUUAUGGGCCCCAUUGGUCACCGAGGAAACAGAGGAGAGCGCGGCACUAAGGGAACCAAAGGUGGAGAAGGACGGACAGGAUCUGAAGGAUCGCCCGGUCGUUCUGGCCCCCGAGGGCGGCAAGGUAAGCUGGGCAGAGGAGGAACGCCUGGAAUCCCUGGAGAACUUGGAGACAAUGGUCGGCCUGGCAGACAAGGGGAGGCUGGUUCGGCUGGUGCGCUAGGACUCAUGGGAUUGACAGGGAAAAAAGGACAACGGGGUCCUCAAGGAAAACCUGGAACACCUGGUUUGUCCAACAAAAGUGGCCCAAAGGGAAACAGGGGUACAGCUGGGGAGCCAGGCAAAGUAGGAGUCCCUGGACCGAUGGGUCGAGCGGGAUCUGGUGGUGAAACAGGAGAACAGGGGCUUCCUGGUGACAUGGGUGAAACAGGUUCUGAGGGCAUCCAAGGAGAAAAGGGUCAACGGGGCAGCAUGGGUUUAAAAGGUGAUCGAGGAGAAAACGGUAUCCUAGGAAGAGAGGGAAAUGCUGGUAUUUCUGGGAUGAAUGGAGAAGCAGGAGACAUGGGCAGUGUGGGACCACAAGGCGUGCAAGGAAAUAUUGGCAGACCAGGAAAUAUGGGAUCGCCCGGACCCAUGGGGGCAAUAGGACAAGACGGAAGCCAAGGUCCACGGGGUGCAGUGGGAGCCACAGGUCCUGUGGGAGAGCCUGGAGUCAAAGGGGACACGGGACCUGCAGGUCUGAAUGGUAGACCUGGCCAAUCAGGAUCGAGAGGACAAAAGGGAGCGAGUGGAGAAAAUGGAAAGCGAGGAGCAAGUGGUCCAGAAGGAAACAUGGGACAUCCAGGUGACAAUGGUCUGCCUGGACUUCACGCCACUGAGGGAGAAACGGGCAAGAAAGGAGAGGCUGGGAUUAAGGGUCUUACGGGAUACAGAGGUCAAGCGGGUCCUGUAGGAGAGAUGGGUCUUCAGGGGCCAAGAGGUCUCAAAGGAGCCCAGGGUCCGAACGGAGAUGAAGGGAGGAUUGGAGAAAGAGGAGAGGAAGGAAAACAGGGAAUUGCAGGUCCUGUGGGUGCUAAGGGAGAAGUUGGAGAUAGAGGUGAACAGGGUUUGGGGGGAGCACCCGGUGACAUAGGAAAUAAUGGAGAGCCUGGAAUACCGGGAGAAGCUGGAUCUGAGGGAUCUCUUGGCGAACUAGGACAAAGUGGCAUUGAGGGACUCAACGGUGACACUGGACCUAAAGGUUCUCGAGGCACAAAAGGAUUUUCAGGCUCCACUGGCUUAACUGGAAACCCUGGUGAGCCAGGACAAACUGGGGCUCAGGGCCCUGCUGGACCACCAGGCGUAGAUGGACCUUCUGGCAGAAAAGGACCAAUCGGACUAGUUGGUAAACGCGGAGCCGCAGGACAAACUGGCGGAGAGGGACCGAAGGGUGAAAGAGGGGAACCAGGUAGUGAUGGUGAAGAUGGCACAAGGGGGAGAAAGGGCAGCAUUGGACUUCCCGGAAAGAACGGGAAAAGAGGAGAAAAUGCAGAUGAAGGUCCCCUCGGUUUAAAGGGGCCAACUGGAUUGCCUGGGGAACCUGGUGAAAAGGGUCCUCCUGGGGCAUCUGGUUCAAUAGGUGCCUCCGGUCUUCAAGGAGUCAAAGGAAUGUCGGGAGCUCGUGGAGAUCAAGGAGCCACAGGACGUUUUGGGGAAGAUGGUCCCCACGGAGCCACCGGUGAUCUAGGGUUACCGGGAAAACAAGGGGACAAGGGCGAUUUUGGCGAGUUAGGAGAUGUUGGAACUAAAGGAAGAGCAGGGGAUAAGGGAAGUAGAGGAGUCAGAGGUGCGAAAGGUCCCAUGGGAUCUAAGGGUGCACAGGGUCCUUUAGGUGAGCCUGGUCUCCCAGGACCGAUUGGACCUGCUGGGUUAGAGGGAGCUGACGGCAUCAGAGGGAGCCAGGGAUCCCCUGGAUUACAAGGAAUUUUCGGACCACCUGGCUCACAAGGAGGCUUUGGAAACAAAGGUGAUGCUGGACCACAGGGACCGGAUGGACUUCAGGGUCCCCCAGGACCUCCCGGUGAACCAGGACAGGCGGCAGAUAUUUCCGGCUUGAUUUCCCAACAGAGAUAUGGAUUUCUUGAAGAGUCUCUUACUCAGAGUAACGGAAAGUCCUCUCUGUACAGAAGUAAUUUGCCACGACAGAAGCCAGAAACUGACUCCAAACGAUUCCAAGAGGUCAACAGUCGAGUUAUCGAAGCCAUAAGCAAUCAAGUCCAGUCCUUAAUAACCUGCAGACGAUUUCUAGGUACCAGGCGCCACCCAGCCAGGACAUGCCGAGACCUGAAGCAACUUGAGCCUAAUGUUACUAAUGGUCACUUCUGGAUCGAUCCCAACGAUGGGCCAGCGGAUGAUGCAAUCCAGGUUUAUUGCGAUUUUCACUUGAACGCAACAUGCAUUCACCCAAAAAAGGGCAAGACUGAAAACAAGAAAUGGUUCUUUGGACCUGACGGAUACAAGUGGUUUGCUAAAGAAUUUGAUGAUCUCCCACAGUUUGUUUAUGACUGCGACCCAAUUCAACUGACAUUUCUUCGGCUGCUAAGCAACCGCGCAAAACAGAUCAUCACCUAUCAUUGUUUAAACUCCUCUGCCUGGUUCAAGCAAAGUACAGGGAACUAUGAAUAUUCCAUAAAGCUUAAAGCAGAAAAUGGAAUAGAGAUUCAUGCUCAGGGAACCAAGAAAUACAAACCUACCAUACUUCUUGACGAAUGGAAGAUUAAAGAUGGUACAUGGCGUAGAACAAUCUUGGAGGUUAAUACUUCCAAAACUCACAGACUCCCAAUUAACGACGUGGCAGUGCAUGAUGUUGGAGAUGCUGGAGAAGAGUUUGGUCUGGAAAUUGGUCCUGUGUGUUUCUCGUGACUAUGCGAAUAAAAAAAAUUAUUAAAAAAAACCCCUCAGGAAUCAGAAAAAUAAAUGUUCUUUCUGUUAAAUUUACUGCUGUGUUAAAUCACUACAUUUUUGGAUUUUAAAAAUCGCAACACAUGAUUGUUAGGUAGGUAUUGCUAAGAAUUUUGCCAGAAUAUAGUGGUUUACGUCCUUCCCAGUAGCAAGCGUUUAGUUGCUAGGGCGCGGAAAUGUCAGAUUUAAAAAUAAACAGACCAGUUAGUUUAA
Stylophora pistillata is the source of this 4707-nucleotide messenger RNA. RefSeq lists its product as uncharacterized. Gene Ontology annotation, molecular function: extracellular matrix structural constituent. The record is from RefSeq and is a predicted model, not a curated record. Lineage: Eukaryota; Metazoa; Cnidaria; Anthozoa; Scleractinia; Pocilloporidae. Gene Ontology annotation, cellular component: extracellular matrix.